Iphiclides podalirius (scarce swallowtail) is the source of this 6534-nucleotide messenger RNA. The record is from the annotation of a GenBank genome assembly. Lineage: Eukaryota; Metazoa; Arthropoda; Insecta; Lepidoptera; Papilionidae.
AUGCCGAAGCCAAUUGUUCAAGAGGGUGAGGACCCCGAUCCGACUCCGUACCUGUUCGUCUCACUUGAACAGAAACGUAUCGACCAAAGCAAGCCCUACGAUGGCAAGAAAGCUUGCUGGGUACCAGACGAGAAGGAGGGCUUCGUGCAGGGUGAAAUUAAGGCCACCAAGGGCGACCUGGUGACCGUCAACCUUCCCGGAGGCGAGGAGAAGACGCUUAAAAAGGAACUCCUCUCACAAGUGAACCCGCCGAAGUUCGAGAAAGUCGAGGACAUGGCCGACUUGACUUAUCUUAACGAGGCUGCCGUGCUCCAUAAUCUCCGACAACGAUACUAUGCGAAACUGAUCUACACGAAAGACUUCAAGAAGGAUCUUGUAGCUCAAGUCAACCCGCCUAAGUACGAGAAAUGCGAGGAUAUGUCCAACUUGACAUACCUCAACGACGCUUCGGUUUUGUAUAACUUGAAGCAGAGAUAUUACCAUAAGCUUAUUUACACUUACUCGGGCCUCUUCUGUGUGGCCAUCAACCCCUACAAGAGGUUCCCCGUGUACACGACCCGAUGCGCCAAGCUGUACCGAGGCAAGCGUCGCUCGGAAGUGCCGCCCCACAUUUUCGCCAUUUCCGACGGCGCUUACGUCAACAUGUUGACCAACCACGAGAAUCAAUCUAUGUUGAUUACCGGUGAGUCUGGUGCCGGAAAGACUGAGAACACGAAGAAGGUAAUUGCGUACUUCGCCACCGUCGGUGCGUCGCAGAAGAAGGACCCGUCCCAGGAGAAGAAGGGCUCGCUGGAAGACCAGGUCGUCCAAACUAACCCCGUUCUUGAAGCCUUCGGUAACGCCAAGACCGUGCGUAACGACAACUCUUCCCGAUUCGGUAAAUUCAUCCGUAUCCACUUCGGACCUUCCGGUAAACUGGCUGGUGCCGACAUCGAGACCUAUCUGCUCGAGAAGGCUCGUGUCAUCUCCCAGCAAGCCCUGGAGCGUUCUUACCACAUCUUCUACCAGAUGAUGUCUGGCUCCGUUGCUGGACUUAAGGCCAUCUGCUUAUUGUCCAACGACAUCAUGGAUUACAACAUCGUAUCCCAAGGCAAGACUAGUAUCCCUGGCGUUGAUGACGGCGAGGAAAUGAAGCUUACCGACCAAGCCUUCGACAUUUUGGGUUUCACCCAAGAAGAGAAGGACAAUGUGUACAAGAUCACCGCCGCUGUCAUGCACAUGGGCUGCAUGAAGUUCAAGCAGAGGGGUCGCGAAGAACAGGCCGAGGCUGACGGCACCGAGGACGGUGACAAAGUCGCCAAGCUGCUCGGUGUUGACUGCCAGGACUUGUACAAGAACUUGUUGAAGCCCCGCAUCAAGGUCGGAAACGAGUUCGUGACCCAGGGUCGUAACAAGGACCAGGUCACCAACUCCGUCGGAGCUCUUUGCAAGGGCAUGUUCGAUCGUCUCUUCAAAUGGCUGGUGAAGAAGUGUAACGAGACCCUAGACACCAAGCAGAAGAGGCAACACUUCAUUGGUGUACUGGAUAUUGCCGGUUUCGAGAUCUUCGACUUCAAUGGGUUCGAACAACUUUGUAUUAACUUCACAAACGAGAAACUGCAACAAUUCUUCAACCAUCACAUGUUUGUGUUGGAGCAAGAAGAGUACACAAGAGAGGGAAUUCAUUGGGAGUUCAUUGACUUUGGAAUGGACUUAGUGGCCUGCAUUGACCUUAUCGAAAAGCAACUCUGCAUUAACUUCACAAACGAGAAGCUCCAGCAGUUCUUUAACCACCACAUGUUCGUACUCGAACAAGAAGAGUACAAGAAGGAGGGCAUCGACUGGGCCUUCAUCGAUUUCGGAAUGGACUUGCUCGCUUGUAUCGAUCUUAUCGAGAAGUACAACGGUUUUGAACAACUCUGCAUUAAUUUCACCAACGAGAAACUCCAGCAGUUCUUUAACCAUCACAUGUUCGUACUGGAGCAAGAAGAAUACCAGCGCGAAGGCAUCGAGUGGACUUUCAUUGAUUUUGGCAUGGACCUUCAACAUUGCAUUGACCUUAUCGAAAAGCCCAUGGGUAUCCUCUCCAUUCUUGAGGAAGAGUCUAUGUUCCCCAAGGCUACUGACCAAACCUUCAUUGAGAAGUUGAACAACAACCACUUGGGCAAGUCUGCACCUUACCUGAAGCCCAAGCCCCCCAAGCCCGGCUGCCAAGCCGCCCACUUCGCCAUCGGCCAUUACGCCGGAAAUGUCGGUUACAACAUCACCGGUUGGCUUGAGAAGAACAAGGACCCUCUUAACGACACUGUCGUCGAUCAGUUCAAGAAGGGCGCCAACAAAUUGUUGGUUGAGAUCUUCGCUGACCAUCCUGGCCAGUCUGGUGAUGCUGGUGCUGGUGGUGGUGGCAAGGGCGCUGGAGGCAAGCGCGCUAAGGGUUCUGCCUUCCAGACUGUGUCUUCACUCUACAGGGUAAACUUGAAUACAAUGUUCGAGAUUUGCUUCUGUCCUCUAUGCGGUCGCGGUAAGAAGGGUGGUGGUUUCGCUACUGUCUCCUCCGCGUACAGGGAACAACUUAACAACCUGAUGACAACUCUGAGAUCCACCCAGCCUCACUUCGUACGUUGUAUUAUUCCCAACGAAUUGAAACAGGCCGGUCUCAUCGACUCCCACCUUGUGAUGCACCAGCUCACCUGUAACGGUGUACUUGAAGGCAUCCGUAUUUGCCGUAAAGGUUUCCCCAACAGGAUGGUGUACCCCGACUUCAAGCUCCGCUACAAGAUCCUGGCCCCUCAAGCUGCUGACAAGGAAACCGAUCCUAAGAAAAUCGCUCAAGUGAUCCUGGACGCCACGGGCUUAGACCCCGAAUCCUACCGUCUGGGUCACACUAAGGCAUGUCAACAAUACAAAAUUCUGUGCCCGAACCUCCUCAAAGAGCCAAUAACAGCAGAGAAAGCCACUUCGAAAAUUCUCGAACAUACCGGCCUGGAUUCCGAGUCUUUCAGGCUCGGAAAGACAAAGGUAUUCUUCCGUGCUGGUGUCCUGGGUCAGAUGGAAGAGUUGCGUGACGACAGGUUGUCCAAGAUCGUAUCUUGGAUGCAGGCCUACAUCCGUGGUUACUUGUCUCGCAAAGAGUACAAGAAGCUGCAGGAACAGAGGUUGGCCCUCCAAGUUGUCCAGCGCAACUUGCGCAAGUACUUGCAACUCCGCACCUGGCCCUGGUGGAAACUGUGGCAGAAGGUCAAGCCCCUCCUCAACGUCACCCGCAUCGAGGAUGAGAUCGCGAAACUCGAGGAGAAGGCGCAGAAGGCCCAGGAGGCCUUCGAGAAGGAAGAGAAGCUCCGCAAGGAGGUCGAGGCCCUCAACGCUAAGUUGCUCGAGGAAAAGACAGCUCUGCUGGCUACCCUCGAGGGAGAGAAGGGCUCCCUGUCCGAGACCCAGGAGCGCGCUAACAAGCUCCAAGCUCAAAAGGCAGACCUCGAGAACCAACUUAGGGACACCCAAGACCGGCUUACCCAGGAAGAGGAUGCCCGGAACCAACUCUUCCAAGCAAAGAAGAAGUUGGAGCAGGAAGUCUCUGGCCUCAAGAAGGACAUUGAGGACCUUGAGCUGUCCGUCCAGAAGUCCGAGCAGGACAAGGCCACCAAGGAUCACCAGAUCCGCAACCUGAAUGAUGAAAUCGCCCACCAGGAUGAGCUCAUCAACAAGUUGAACAAGGAGAAGAAACUGCAAGGCGAAUCAAACCAGAAGACAUCCGAGGAGCUGCAGGCCGCUGAGGACAAGGUCAACCACCUCAACAAGGUCAAGCAGAAGCUCGAGCAGACUCUGGACGAGCUUGAGGACUCUUUGGAGCGCGAGAAGAAACUGCGCGCCGACGUUGAGAAGCAGAGGAGAAAGGUUGAGGGUGACCUCAAGCUUACUCAGGAGGCCGUUACCGACCUUGAGCGCAACAAGAAGGAGCUCGAGCAGACCAUCCAGCGCAAGGACAAGGAAAUUUCCUCGCUCACUGCCAAGCUUGAGGACGAACAAUCUCUGGUUAGCAAGCUGCAGAAACAGAUCAAGGAGCUGCAGGCCCGCAUCGAAGAACUCGAAGAGGAGGUCGAGUCAGAACGCCAGGCUCGCGCUAAGGCUGAAAAGCAGCGUGCUGACCUCGCCCGCGAGCUCGAGGAGCUUGGUGAGCGUCUUGAAGAGGCUGGAGGCGCCACCUCUGCUCAGAUUGAGCUCAACAAGAAGCGUGAGGCUGAGCUCAGCAAACUGCGCCGUGACCUGGAAGAAGCUAACAUUCAGCAUGAGUCCACCCUGGCUAACCUCCGCAAGAAGCACAACGAUGCUGUUGCCGAGAUGGGUGAGCAGCUCGACCAGCUCAACAAGCUCAAAGCUAAGGCUGAGAAAGAGCGCUCUCAAUACUUUAGCGAAGUCAAUGACCUUCGUGCCGGUCUCGACCACUUGUCCAACGAAAAGGCUGCCCAAGAGAAGAUCGUCAAGCAACUUCAGCACCAGCUCAACGAAGUCCAGAACAAGGCUGAUGAGGCUAACCGUACCCUCAACGACCUGGAUGCUGCCAAGAAGAAGCUCUCCAUUGAGAACUCUGACCUUCUCCGCCAGCUGGAGGAGGCUGAGUCUCAGGUGUCCCAACUGUCCAAGAUCAAGGUGUCACUCACCACCCAGCUUGAAGACACUAAGAGGCUCGCCGACGAGGAGGCCAGGGAACGCGCUACUCUUCUUGGCAAGUUCCGCAACUUGGAACACGACCUGGACAACAUCCGUGAACAAGUUGAAGAGGAAGCUGAAGGCAAGGCUGACUUGCAGAGACAGCUGUCCAAGGCUAACGCUGAGGCUCAACUGUGGCGCUCCAAGUACGAGUCUGAAGGUGUUGCCCGCUCUGAGGAGCUUGAGGAGGCUAAGCGCAAGCUCCAAGCUCGCCUUGCCGAGGCCGAAGAGACCAUCGAGUCCCUCAACCAGAAGGUCGUUGCUUUGGAAAAGACCAAGCAGCGUCUUGCCACCGAAGUCGAAGACUUGCAGCUCGAGGUUGACCGUGCCACCGCCAUCGCUAACGCCGCUGAAAAGAAACAGAAGGCGUUUGACAAGAUCAUUGGUGAAUGGAAACUCAAAGUUGACGACCUUGCUGCUGAACUCGACGCCAGCCAGAAGGAAUGCCGCAACUACUCUACUGAACUGUUCCGCCUUAAGGGCGCCUACGAAGAGGGCCAAGAGCAACUCGAAGCUGUCCGCCGUGAGAACAAGAACCUUGCUGAUGAAGUCAAGGAUCUGCUCGACCAGAUUGGUGAAGGUGGCCGCAACAUUCACGAAAUCGAGAAGGCCAGGAAGCGUUUGGAAGCCGAGAAAGACGAACUCCAGGCCGCUCUCGAAGAGGCUGAAGCAGCUCUCGAACAGGAGGAGAACAAGGUUCUGCGUGCCCAGCUUGAACUUUCUCAGGUCAGACAGGAGAUCGACAGAAGGAUCCAGGAGAAGGAAGAGGAAUUCGAAAACACACGCAAGAACCACCAGCGUGCACUCGACUCCAUGCAAGCUUCACUCGAAGCGGAGGCUAAGGGCAAGGCUGAGGCCCUGCGCAUGAAGAAGAAACUCGAGGCUGACAUCAAUGAACUUGAAAUUGCCCUUGAUCAUGCCAACAAGGCUAACGCUGAAGCGCAGAAGAACAUUAAACGCUAUCAGCAACAGAUCAAGGACCUGCAAACCGCCCUUGAAGAGGAGCAGCGUGCUCGUGAUGAUGCCCGUGAACAACUUGGCAUCUCCGAACGCCGUGCUAACGCUCUCCAAAACGAACUCGAGGAAUCCAGAACUCUUCUGGAACAGGCUGACCGUGCCCGUCGCCAAGCCGAACAAGAGCUCAGCGAUGCCCACGAACAACUCAACGAGCUCUCCGCCCAGAGCGCGUCUCUGUCUGCUGCUAAGAGGAAACUCGAGUCUGAACUGCAGACCCUGCACUCCGAUCUCGACGAGCUCCUUAACGAGGCCAAGAACUCCGAAGAGAAGGCCAAGAAGGCCAUGGUUGAUGCCGCCAGGCUUGCCGAUGAGCUUCGUGCCGAACAAGAACACGCUCAAACCCAGGAGAAACUCCGCAAGGCUCUCGAGCAACAGAUCAAGGAGCUCCAGGUCAGGCUGGACGAGGCUGAGGCCAACGCGCUCAAGGGAGGCAAGAAAGCCAUCCAGAAACUUGAACAGAGAAACCUCCGUAAGAGCGAGAGGCGUAUCAAGGAGCUCACCUUCCAGGCUGAGGAGGACCGCAAGAACCACGAGCGCAUGCAGGACCUGGUUGACAAACUGCAACAGAAGAUCAAGACUUACAAGAGGCAGAUCGAGGAGGCAGAGGAAAUUGCCGCUCUUAACUUGGCCAAGUUCCGCAAGGCGCAGCAGGAGUUGGAAGAGGCCGAGGAAAGGGCCGAUCUCGCGGAGCAGGCUAUCAGCAAAUUCCGUGGCAAGGGACGCGCAGGAUCCACUGCGAGAGGAGUCAGCCCGGCGCCCCAACGUCCGCGCCCCGCCCUCGACGGUUUCGGCACCUUCCCACCAAGGUUCGAUCUGGCGCCCGAAGAUUUC